Messenger RNA from Gryllus bimaculatus (two-spotted cricket), 3115 nucleotides. The record is from the annotation of a GenBank genome assembly. NCBI's taxonomy places the organism in Eukaryota, Metazoa, Arthropoda, Insecta, Orthoptera, Gryllidae.
UUUGCUUUGUUCGGGAGCAGUGGCUUAUGGGAGGAAUGAAAUGGUGCAUAUGGACGUGGUGUGGCUUUGGUGCUGCGGUGCAAUGUAGAAUGGUGUAAAAUGUUAUUAGUGCGGUGGUACUUCUGACGUUGUGCUUAGAUUCAUUUGUCACGUUAGGUUGUUGGACAAAAUUACACCUUGGGUUUACAGGUAUUUGGAAUUGCACGUGCCGAACCUUUGAAGGGAUAAUGGGUUCUCUUAAGAGAUGCGGGGGGCAGUAUGGAACAGCAGACUUUCGGGGGUCCAGCUUCAGUUAAUAAUGUAAGAGAAAAUCCAUCAUCUGAUAUAAGAACAAUCCAACCCGUAGUGUCUUCCUCCCCAGUGGAUAACAACAUGCCUGCUUCUCAGCCACCAACAAGUACCACAUUGAAAGCAGAUUUGGAGGAUCCUCCACCUAUUCAACAGGUGGUGACAGCUCCUGUUUCCAGUGGUGGUCCCAAUGUCCAUCAUGAAGAUAAAGCACCAGAUUCAUCUGAUAAUGUUAAAACAAAGCCAACAUGGCCCAAAGGCAAAAAGAGGAAGAAAGCCCCUCGAGAUCAAACAGCCCCUAGGCAACCUUUGACAGGGUAUGUAAGAUUCUUAAAUGACCGCAGAGAAACAGUCCGUGCGGAAAAUCCAACUCUGCCUUUCCCUGAAAUUACAAAGCUGUUGGCUGUGGAAUGGAGCCAACUGCCUCAGGAGAAAAAGCAACUUUACCUAGAUGCAGCUGAACAAGAUAGAGAGCGGUACAUGAGAGAGCUCCAUGCUUACAAACAAACUGAAGCUUAUAAAGUUUUUACCCAGAAGCAAUCCCAGAAGAAGCAACGUGAAUCACAUGAAAAGGCAGCGGAAAAUAAUGUUGUGUCUGCUAGUCAGGAGAUUGCAGAUGGAGAAAAGGAUAAUGAAUUUCUCGGAUUUGACAUUCCCAUUUUUACUGAGGAGUUUUUGGAUCUUAAUAAAGCUCGUGAGUCAGAGCUUCGACAGCUUCGAAAGAGCAACACUGAUUAUGAACAACAGAAUGCAAUCUUGCAGAAGCAUAUUGAGAAUAUGAGAGCUGCAGUUGAUAAAUUGGAAGUAGAAACAUUACAACAACGUAGUAAUAAUAAUGCACUGCAGCAGCACUUGGAGCAUCUGCGUACUACAUUGGCUCAGGGUUUUGAACAGUUACCUUUGCCAGGUAGUAAUGAAACGCCUACAAUUCAAACCAUAGAUGGCUAUAUGAGUCGCUUGCAACAAUUACUCUCCGAGCAGUCUGGCAAUGAGCGUGAACAACUAGCAGGAAAAGUACGUGCUGUAAUAGAUCGGUUUGAAUUUCAUGGAUGACCAUUGCCUUCCCGAGGACAUCACCCAGUGGUUGUCCUCACUCCUGCCAAUAUCCAUCCUCGAGUAAUAGGAAUGGCAUCAGUUAUGUCUCGCAAACAUAAAUAAUGGGAGACAUUCUGUGCAUCUGUAAGCAUAAAAGAUGCCUUUUGCAAGAUAUUAAUACUUUUUGUCAUAAUGGAAAGUGAAUAUUAUUCACAAGAAAAAUAUGGGAAAUGCUGCCAUAAUUCCCAAAUGUGAUGUUUUAGUGAUGAAAUGUAAAUUAAACACUAAACAUUAAUUUGUGUUUUUGCUGGUGCAGGUGAUUGUUGCACUUAAGAAUACAAAUGUUAGUAAUCACUGAACAUAAAUGAAACUGAAAUGUCUACUGUAAUUAGUAAGAUUGGACUUCUGCCUCGGAAAUUAAAAUUUCGUGAAUAGAGUUAAAGUAUGUGCUGUGCGUUUUUAAAUAUUGCAUAUGCUCUGCAUGUGGUUUAGUUUUGCAACCAAUUUUUCUGAGUAUGAUACCUUGUAUGAGAAUAGGAUUAAUUAUAGAUUAUUGUUCGAUAUUGCAAGAAUUUUCCAUGUUUAGACCAUAAUCGCCACUGAUUAUUUCAGCAUGUGGUAUUCAAAUUGAAAACUAUGUGGACCAGAGGUAGUGGUAGAUAAGCUUUAGUGCUUUCUGGUGCCCAACAGGCUUCUACUAGAAAUGUGUACAAAAAUUGUAUUUGCCCGUGAGUAAGGCACCCUUCUUUUUUUCUCAGUAAAAGUGAAGAUUGGCAUGCAUCUAUCCUCUUAUGCUUUGUUCAGGCCAGUAUGUGAUUAUUUUGACAAGUUCUAAAACAGUUAAGCAUCUCCCAAAGAUCACAUUGCUGAGUCAAAUGUAUUCUUCCAUCAGCCUAGAAGUAGUGUACUUGUCUUGCAUUCUAUCUACAUAAAUACCUUGAUUUCUUGCUAACGUUCUUAAGUUGUCAGAAUUACAAAAAUAAUAUGGAGUGCUGGGGCACAAGCACAAGAUAGCCAAUGCUUGUGAAAUGAAUAUGAAUCAUUUCUACAUGUGACUCACCAACCACGCUUCGCAAUAUAUUUUGGCUGAAAUCAGUGUCAAAAUAAUUGCUCAUGCACUGCAUAUAAUAUAAAAGUUUAAAUUCUAACAUAUUUAUGUUUAACAAUGUGCCAAAUGUUGUGCAUACCAAGCAAGAUCCACCUGUUAAGUGAAAUUUAGAUGUAAUUUUUUGAUUUUGUAUAGAAUUUCUAUUUCUAAUCACAGUGAAUUGUUAAAAUAUUGUUUAAAUCUGGUAUAUCAUUCAUGUUAAGGCUGAAGAAUUUUUGGGUUUUCAUGACAUUUUAGAUUUGCUACAUACUUUCUCAGCUAAAUAUCAAGUUGAAAAUAUACAUGUUAAAAUUUCUUAGUACUGUAAAGUUGUAAAUUGUAAAAUGCAAUGAUGGUAUUUUUUUUAAGGUACUUAUAAAAAGGACAUAUUGUACAUAAUGCUCAUACCCUGGCAAUUACUGAGUAGCAAUAAUGUCAGUCACCAAUUUUUGCCUUUAGAGACUUUACCAUUGUGGACAAAGAACCAAUCAUGAAUGGGUACUUGCUCAAUUUCUGUAGAAACAGCCCUUUUUAUUUAUGCACAGAGUAAGGUCAGAUUCAGUAAAGUAUCUGGGGGUGGGGUGGCUAUUAGGGAAAAUCAAAUAUGGAGGGUAGAAUUAAGGUAACUCGAUAUCCAUCCAAUCUACUUGAUGAUAUGUGAUAUUCUUUGCACCAUAUUUAAAGAACAUUAAAUGCUUUGUAAUU